Misgurnus anguillicaudatus (oriental weatherfish) is the source of this 3851-nucleotide messenger RNA. It is a transcript of the gene rasal1a, whose product is annotated as rasGAP-activating-like protein 1. Gene Ontology annotation, biological process: negative regulation of Ras protein signal transduction; regulation of GTPase activity; intracellular signal transduction. NCBI's taxonomy places the organism in Eukaryota, Metazoa, Chordata, Actinopteri, Cypriniformes, Cobitidae. The record is from RefSeq and is a predicted model, not a curated record. Gene Ontology annotation, molecular function: GTPase activator activity.
GGGACGCAGCGACUGGCAUGGGCAUUGGAUCAGUCAAAUAGAUAAACGCGUGAAUUCCUGCGUGGACUUGGACAAAUAAAGCGAGAGUGUGGAUCUGACAGCAUCACUUGAACAUCAUUCAGUUUAUUUUGCAGUGGAUAGUAGGAUUUUAUUGUGAUUAAUUUUUAUUUUGGAAACGUCGUUAUCAUUUCACAUUUCUAUCUAAAGAGUUUUGACAGUACAUUUACCACAGGUCCGCUCCUGAGGUUUUAUAAAGGUUGUGUGAGGUUGAAACCUACAGUGCAGUCUUUCACUGGUCAUCUGCCGUAAAGAUCUCACACUCGCACGCGCAGCGCGCAACAGGAGCAUCUAUAUAAGAAACUCGUCGCGAUCUUCCUCAUCAAUGCAAUGACGCGUGGAUGUAUCGAUCAUCGAUCAUGGCUAAAAACAGUUCGCUGUACAUCCGCAUCGUCGAGGGAAGAAAUCUGCCCGCUAAAGAUGUGUCUGGAAGCAGUGAUCCAUACUGCAUCAUUAAAGUUGACAAUGAAGUCGUGGCCAGAACAGCGACCAUCUGGAAGAACCUGAAUCCGUUCUGGGGGGAGGAAUACUCCCUUCAUCUGCCGACCGGCUUCCACUCGCUCACCUUCUAUGUGAUGGAUGAAGACACCAUUGGUCAUGAUGAUGUGAUCGGGAAAAUCUCUCUUAAUAAAGAAAUGAUCACUGCUCAACCUAAGGGUUUAGAUAACUGGUUGAAUCUGACCCGUGUCGAUCCAGAUGAGGAGGUUCAGGGAGAGCUUCAUUUGGCUCUGGAGCUCCACAGAGAUGUUCACAAAACCUUUCUGAACUGUCACGUCAUUGAGGCCCGAGAUUUGGCACCACGUGAUAUUACUGGUACAUCUGAUCCAUUUACAAGAAUAAUCUACAACAAUCUCAGCGUUGAGACAUCGAUAAUCAAGAAAACUCGUUUCCCUCACUGGGAUGAAUGUCUGGAGUUAUGUUUGAAUGAAGGUGAAGAUGAUGCUGAUGGAAACAUCAUAGUAGAGGUUUGGGACUGGGAUAUGGUGGGCAAGAACGACUUUCUGGGGAAGGUGGAAAUCCCUCUGUCAUGUAUGUACAGAACUCCAGUACUGCAGGGUUGGUUUCGUCUACAACCACUGAGGAACAAAGAGGACGACGCUGGAGGGAAACUGGGUGCCUUACGUUUAAAGGUGCGUUUGGUGGAGGACAGAAUUCUUCCCUCUAUGUAUUAUCAGCCUUUGAUGGAUCUGCUAGUUGAAGCUGUCAUUUCUCCAGCUGAGGUUGAUGAUCCCACACCUCUCACUUUGCUUGAAGAGGUGACAACAGUAGAGAGUCGUCAGGACAUCGCUAUGACUCUGGUGAAGAUCUACCUCGGCCAAGGUCUGGUCGUGCCAUUUCUGGAUUACCUCAACAGCAGAGAAGUCCACAACACCACAGAUCCAAACACAUUGUUUCGGUCAAACUCACUGGCGUCUAAAGCCAUGGAGCAGUUUAUGAAGGCUGUAGGGAUGCUGUACCUCCAUGAGGUUCUGAAGCCCAUCAUCAAUCGAAUCUUUGAGGAGAAGAAAUACAUAGAGCUUGAUCCAUGUAAGAUAGACCUCAACCGCUCCAGACGUAUAUCAUUCAAAGGUUCAUUAUCUGAAGCCGAGAUCCGGGAGAGCAGCGUGGGUCUCCUGCAGACGUAUCUGACCAGCAUCAUGGAAGCCAUCGUCAGUUCUGUUUCUCAGUGUCCUCCUGUGAUGAGAGUCGUGUUCAAACAGCUUCAUAAACGAGUAGAGGAGCAGUUUCCAGGAGCAGGGAAUGAGGAUGUGAAGUAUUUGGCCAUCAGUGGGUUUUUCUUCUUACGUCUGUUUGCUCCUGCGAUCCUGACGCCAAAACUCUUCCAGCUGAGAGAUUGUCACGCUGACACGCGCACCAGCAGAACUCUCUUACUGCUCGCCAAGGCUCUUCAGAGUGUGGGUAAUUUAGGUCUACAGUUGGGUCAUGGUAAGGAGCAGUGGAUGACUCCUCUUCACUCCAUCAUUCUGUGCAGUGUGGUCUCUGUUAAAGAUUUCCUUGACAAGCUGAUAGACAUCGAUCACAACAGCGUGUGUGAGGUUCCUCAGCGAGCUGUGUUCUUACCUUCAGUCAUAGUAAAGGAAGGAUUCCUACAGAAACACACAGCAAAAGGACCACAGCUCAUCCAACGCUUGACUUUCAAGAAACGCUACUUCUGGCUGAGCUCAGAGUCGCUGUCAUACGCCAAGAGCCCUGACUGGCAGGUGCGCUCCUCUAUUCCUGUCCAGCGUGUGUGUGCUAUCGAGCGGGUGGAUGAAAACGCCUUUCAGCUUCAAAACGUCAUGCAAGUCAUCACACAAGAUACAGAAGGACAAUUACAAACAACAUACCUGCAGUGCAAGAAUGUAAAUGAUCUCAAUCAUUGGCUGUCAGCGAUCAGGAAGGUCAGUAUUUAUAAUGAGAACAUGCUGCCAUCAUUUCACCCUGGAGCUUACCGCGGUAACAAAUGGACCUGCUGCUUACAGCCAGACCGCACAGUUGCUGGCUGUAGUCGGACUCACUCUGCUGUGACUCUGGCUGACUGGAGUGAUCCAUUAGAUCCUGAUGCUGAAAUACAGAUGAUUUAUAAAGAGCUUCUGCAGGGAAGAGACAAACUCAGGAAGAAAUACCUGGACACACAGGAAGUGGAAACAGCAGAACAGGAAGUGACUCCAGUGAAGGCCAGCGACCUUUCAUCAGUGUCUACUCAGGGCCGUUGUGAGCGUGCACGAGUCGUCGUCUCUCGUUUGUUGGAUGUUGUUUUGGAUUUAGAACAGGUACAUUCAUCCUUCAAGAGUCGAGAAACAGAUGAGAACAGUUCACUUAUAAUGAGCUCAUAGAGAACGACAGAAACCCUGUGAAGACCACGACUCACCUUCACUGUCCUUCAACACACACAGAUGAUUAUUACUAUACAAGACUUCUAACAUCUAACACACACACAACUGUCAAAUGAAACGUAUGCAAUCCAGACGUCUUUUAAUGAUACAUUUCUUUAUAUGUUUUUAAAGUAAUUAUUUUUAUGGAUUUGUACGUGUUUUUAUUCUGUACUUUUUAAGCAGAUGCCCUAGUGUAGCUUUUAAACCAGCCCUAUCUGUGUUUAUCUUGCGGUCUGCAUGGCAUUUUGCUAAAUGGCGUGACCCUGUUUUUAAAAACACACAGGAAGACAUGCAGAGGAGUUAUUGACAACAACAGUGUGUAACAUUGUGCCCACUACACUACACUACACUACAAUUUAUUUUUGUGUUGUUAUCUGGAUCCAUGGUUUCUUCCAUACAGUCUGUGAAGUAGUUUUUGACCAAAUCUGCAGUGUUCCUGAACUUGACUGAUACUGUAAUUGUAAUAUUUUUAUAUUUGCACUAAAAUGAUUUGUAUAUCGUCUAAUAAUAUCAGCAUUUAUAUUAUUUUAAAUGUUAUGAAUUGCUUUAAAUUUAUUGUAGAUUCUCCUGUGCACAUAACGUAUUCAGGUUCAAAUGUGUAAAAGAUUGGGAGCAAUGCUUCAUCUCUUAACAUGCAGUAUGAUGAUGUAUCUGAUAUUUUUCAUGUCCAUGGCAUGUUUAGAUGUUUUUCUUUAUAAAUUAGAUGGAUUUAAGUCUGUGGAAUAACCUAAAUGAAGGCUUUGCAAUGUGCCAAAUGGUGUUUUGAGGUUGUGCGAGCAUGUGUGUACAAAACAGUGAAGCGGAUUCAUUUUGAACUUUUUUGCCAACUGAUAUCAUUUAAAACAUUUGCAGUCCUGUGCCUUUUGUUGAUUCUGUUUGGGAAGAGAGAGAGACGUUGAUCUGCUGUGCCUAUUAAAACUGUAAAACAAUUUACACAAA